AAAAUCCCAUUUUUAGACACUGUUUACAAAAAAAAGGUGCGAUUUGUAAAAAAAAAAGAAAUGAAAUUAAUAAUUCUAAAUUUAUUGGGGGUACAAAUAUCUCUAACUAUUACACCUUUCUUGUUGUUGCCACCCAUCACUGGUUUAUCAUAGAUCAAUAAUUACAUCUAUACACGUCUAGUAUCAUCACUUGAAUUAGAAUACACGUCCAGACUAGAGUGAAAUAAGCUUUGUUUGAUUGGUUUUUUUGUAUGUGUUAUUUGUGGAAGUCCUUCAAGUUUUUUUUUAUGGAUCUGCUGCUUAUAUAGACAUUAGAAGAAACAACCAGAUAAGAUGGAUUCAAUACCGAGGCUGGGAGGUGAUCAUCGACCUAACCAACGGAAAGGUCAGACCCUGAACCAAAGUCAAAAUCAACCUCAAGAUCAACUAGUUCAACAACAUCAACAACAACAAAUUAGAUCUCAACCUGUAAGAGAUAAUGAAGGUAUGCCAGAAUCCUUAGUCAACAAUGGACUAAUUUUGCCAUCCAUCACUAUCCCUAAUGACGAUAAUCCAAACGAUGUGAUCGAAAUAUCAUCCGAUGACGAUGAAGAUGUGGAAGUAACUGAAGUUCGUCGUCAUCCUCCACGAGUAGUGGACGUUGAUAAUGAUUCGUUUAUGCAAGACAGUCAAUCUCAAUCACAACAACGAAAUAAUGAAGACGAUGACGAUGAUGAUAUUCAAAUCACGGGAUCAAAUAAUAACCCUGUGCCUUUAAAUACCCCUAUACCCAUUAUAUCAUCCCAUACCAGAAGAAGAGAUUCACCUAGACCCCCAUCAUCAUUAGAUACUGAUGGGGUUGAAGCAGAUGAUGAGAUUGAAAUCACCGAUUUCAGACCUUUAUCAUCUUUAUUACCACUUAAUAAUGUUGAAAUGAAUGAGAAUGAUGAUAUUUUUUCAGCUCAUUUUGAUUUUAAUCAAGUGUUUGCUCCUUAUUUAUCAAAUAUGUUUGAUGCACCUGUAACUGCAAUAUCACCUCCGUUACCUAAUAACAAUAAUCAUAACAAUCAAAGUCAAAGUAGAAGUCCAAUUCCUACACCUCCUAUCAAUACCCAACAUAACAAUACCCGUGCCAAUAGUCAAAGUCAUAACCAUAUUCAUCGCGUUAGAAUUUCUAAUGGUGAUCAAAUUAUCCCUAGACAUAGGCAUAGAACAAGACAUAAUGUUUUAAAUAAUAACAUCAACAACAAUUCCAGAGUCAGUUUUGCUACUGAUGAUGUGAUUAUCAAUCGUAAUAAUAAUCCUGAUCUGGCAUCCCCAACUCCAUUUGCUGGACCUCCUGUUAGACCUACUAAUUUCCGACAUUUAAGAACAAUUCCAAGAGCAUCAGGAAGAUAUUUCAAUCAAGCUUUUAGUUUCAAUCAAGCUUUGAAUCAUAUACGACAAUUACAUAAUUUAGUAAUGUUUGAAGAUCGAGGAUUAAAUCAAAAUCAAAUUGAUGAGACUGAAAAUUCCAUCAUGCAAAGAAUUGAACGAGAUAAUGAACAUGAAUUAGAUAAUAGAAUUACUCGAGAACGUAAUUUCAAUAAACGGAUUUUGGAAGAUAAACAACAAUCAAUCAAAGAAGAAAAAUCAGGUUAUGUGAAUGAUAUUAAGUCUUCAUCCAAUUUAUGUUGUGAAGUAUGUGCUAUUAUAUUAGGAGAAGGUAUUCCAUCUGAUUUUAAACCUAAUAUCGCAUAUAAUGAAAAUUAUCAAAAAUAUGUUCAACAAUAUCGUGUUAAUGCUCCAUGGUUUUGUAUAACUCAAUGUUCACCCGUUGAUAUUGAAUUAUCAAAGAGAAUCUUUGUGGCGAAAUGUGGUCAUGUAUAUUGUGGAAGAUGUGUUAAAAAUAUCGGUAAUCGACCUCGAAAGACAAAAUCAACUCCUUCAGGGUAUACGAUUCAUAACCCUCAAGUAUAUGCUCCUCAUUCAUGUGCUGCGAAGGAUUGUCAAAAACGAUUAACGCCAAAGAGUUUUACAGAAUUGUAUUAUUAGAUUAGUUUAUCUGUUAUCAUUAUUUGGUUUUUAUUCAUUUCUUUAGGUUUGGACAUUUUUGGUUUAAAAAGGUAUAUAUUAUUGGUCCUUUUUUUCUUUAUUUCUCUUUUCAUUUCUAUUUUGUUUAUGUUUUUUACCUGGUAAAUUUUUUAUAUAUAUUCUUAUAAAAUUGUUUUCUUAUGUAUACCUGGAUUAAUCGUAGACAACAUUGAAGAUUAGGCUAAUAUAAACGUUUGUAUGUAUUCAUUAGGGUUG
Molecule: messenger RNA, 2268 nt
Organism: Scheffersomyces coipomensis
Lineage: Eukaryota; Fungi; Ascomycota; Pichiomycetes; Serinales; Debaryomycetaceae
Gene: HEX3
Product: SUMO-targeted ubiquitin ligase complex subunit
Exons: 1
Coding region: 334-2013 (559 amino acids)
Cellular component (GO): SUMO-targeted ubiquitin ligase complex
Molecular function (GO): ubiquitin-protein transferase activity
Source: RefSeq, a predicted model, not a curated record